Zingiber officinale is the source of this 651-nucleotide messenger RNA. RefSeq lists its product as uncharacterized. The record is from RefSeq and is a predicted model, not a curated record. Gene Ontology annotation, molecular function: protein binding. NCBI's taxonomy places the organism in Eukaryota, Viridiplantae, Streptophyta, Magnoliopsida, Zingiberales, Zingiberaceae. Bases 10 to 471 code for a protein of 153 amino acids. The transcript has a single exon.
AAUCCUGCAAUGCAACGGGCGGGGGAGGAGGAAAGCAAAGAAAGGUACAGAACCUUCUUCUCCCUCCUCCCCGAAUCUCAGCUCUUCGCCUCCGUAACAAGGCUGUCGUCUUUCUUUCUUCGAUCCAUGGCCACUUCCCCCUUCGUCUCCGCUGUCCUCCUUCUCUUUCUCCUGCCCUCCGCCGCCCGAUCGGAGGGCGUCGUCGCUGAUCCCUGCGCCGCCAGAUCCGACGGCGGGCCGGCCUCCUGCCCCAUCACCUGUUUCCGCCCCGAUCCUGUCUGCGCCGACGACGGCACGACGUAUUGGUGCGGCUGUACGGAGGCGGCGUGCGCCGGCGCUCGCGUCGCCAAGCGGGGGCCGUGCCAGGUCGGCAACGGCGGAAGAGGCCUCGUGUCCGGGCAGGCCUUCCUCCUCCUCCACAUUGUAUGGCUCAUCGUCCUCGGAUUCUCCGUCCUUUGCGGCUUCCUCUGACUCGGCGACAGGUAAUCUCUCAUUCUGAUUGUGAUUCCCUUUUCCUUGUGGAGCUUUUUGUUUCAAUUUUUUCCUCGGCUGUAAUUGCAUUUGCUGUCUGUUUAAAGAUUAUUGGCAGCCAUUAGUUCAUUCUUCUUCUAAUCGUUAUUCCGAUCCUAAUUCUGGCGGUUCUUUCUGUAA